Messenger RNA from Bombina bombina (fire-bellied toad), 2805 nucleotides. It is a transcript of the gene NHLRC2, whose product is annotated as NHL repeat containing 2. The transcript has 11 exons. NCBI's taxonomy places the organism in Eukaryota, Metazoa, Chordata, Amphibia, Anura, Bombinatoridae. Gene Ontology annotation, molecular function: protein binding. The coding region runs from base 7 to 2157 and encodes 716 amino acids. The record is from RefSeq and is a predicted model, not a curated record.
ACCAAUAUGGCGGCGUCCUGUAAUCUCCCAUCCCUGCUCUUGUUACAGACUGAUCUAGAGUGUUCCUUACAGGAGGCGGAAUCUCCCGGAGAUAAGGAGCGGCUGGUUAUAGAGUAUCUGAGCGAGAUCAGCGGCCGAGCUGGAGAUCUCCGUGUGCCAGAGUUUGCUGUAGGCUUAGAAUGGCUGAAUACUGAACGUCCACUGUCUCUGCACAAUGAUUUACAGGGAAAAGUGGUUGUGUUAGAUUUCUUUACAUAUUGCUGUAUCAACUGUAUGCAUCUGCUGCCUGACCUGCAUGCCUUGGAACACGAGUAUUCUGACAAAGAUGGUCUCGUCAUUGUUGGAGUGCAUUCAGCCAAGUUCCCAAAUGAAAAGGUUCUGGACAAUAUCAAGAGUGCAGUCCUCAGAUAUAACAUUACUCACCCCGUAGUGAAUGACGCAGACGCUGUCCUUUGGCAGGAGCUAGAGGUGUCCUGUUGGCCCACUCUGGUGAUAUUAGGACCUCACGGAAACCUUCUCUUUUGUAUCAUUGGCGAAGGACACAGAGAGAAACUGUUUCUAUUCACCUCCGCAGCCUUAAAGUUCUACAAAGAGAAAAGCGAAAUCAGGGAUAACACAAUUUCUUUGAGAUUGUACAAGGAUUUGCUGCCCCCUUCUCCUUUACUUUUUCCUGGAAAGGUAGCAGUAGAUUUCUCAGGUGACAAUCUAGUUAUCGCUGAUACAGGACAUCAUAGGAUUUUGGUUGUGAGGAAAAAUGGACAGAUUUUACACACUAUUGGAGGACCUGGAAGUGGCUGGAAGGAUGGAGAUUUUUCAGAAUCGGCUUUUAAUUCGCCCCAGGGGGUGGCUAUUAACAACAAUAUUAUCUAUGUUGCAGAUACAGAGAACCAUUUAAUUAGAAAGAUUGAUCUUGAAACUAAACAAGUGAGCACUGCAGCUGGCAUAGGAAGUCAAGGAACAGACAAAGAGGGCGGAACACAAGGAAAGAAUCAGCCAAUCAGUUCGCCCUGGGAUGUCGCUUUUGGAGCCCCAGGUGUAAGUGAACAGAAUGUUCUCUGGGCUGCUAUGGCUGGAACACAUCAGAUCUGGGCACUAUUCUUAGAAGAGGGAACGCUACCAAAGGGGAGCAAUCUUCCCAAAGGAUCGUGCAUUCGGUUCGCCGGAAGCGGAAAUGAGGAAAACCGAAAUAAUUCAUACCCUCAUAAAGCUGGUUUUGCACAGCCUUCUGGGCUCUCUGUGUGCCUGGAUGAACCUUGGAAGUGUCUCUUUGUCGCUGAUAGUGAGAGCAGCACAGUUAGGACCAUCUCGCUGAAAGACGGAGCCGUGAAACAUCUUGUUGGGGGAGAGCGAGAUCCUAUGAACCUAUUUGCCUUUGGAGAUACCGAUGGAAUAGGCAUUAAUGCCAAGCUCCAGCACCCAUUAGGUGUAGCAUGGGACCCAAACAGAAACGUGUUGUAUGUGGCGGAUUCGUAUAAUCACAAGAUCAAGGUUGUAGAUCCUAAAACCAAGAGUUGUGUUACCCUGAGCGGUACCGGUCAAGCAAGCAAUGUCAGUGGUGUUAGUUUUACACAUGCAGCGUUUAAUGAGCCUGGGGGACUGUGCGUCAAUGGACAUUUGUUGUAUGUCGCUGACACAAAUAAUCACCAGAUUAAAGUACUGGACUUGGAGGCAAAAACAGUCUCACUUUUUCCUUUAUUGGCCAGUGAAUGGGCAGAUACAGUGGACAGUAAAAUACCAAUGAAGAUCCAGAUUCCGAAGUUACCGAAGUCCGCGCCGAACGUCACACUGGAACCCUUGUCUGUAUCGCCAAACAAACCUUUACAAUAUUUAUUAAAACUUAACCUUCCAGAGGGGUCAAAAUUAACAAACGACGCCCCGAGCUUCUGGUUUCUAACUGCCGAAGGUCAUGAAUGGCUUCUUGAAGGUCAGAAGGUGAAUGGAGAGAUUGUGAGUCUGACAAAACCAAGUCAAAUAGACCUGCGGAUUCCACUGGAACCAGCAUUCCCAGAAGCUGUUUUAUGCAUUGGUGCAUUUGUAUAUUACUGCAGCCAGGAUAGCAAUCUUUGCAUGAUGAAGGCCGUCUCGUUUACUCAGCGUUUACAAAUAAUUCCUGGAACAACAAGCAGUUCGCUGGAUCUCACCUACACAUUCAAAUAACAGCAUAAAUACUGUUAUACUGAAUACCAAAGUUAGUGUAGGAUUUGCAAUAUCUUCUAACCUUUUAUAUCAGUGUGCAGGGUUUUGUAAUGUAUGAAAUACCAGAAAGCAGGUGUUAAUUUAUUAUUAGGAUAAGAAGGUUUGGGCCCAUAGCAGCAAAUUUCAAGGUCCUGUAGAUAAUUCAAGUUUUGUUACCAGAUGUAAAAAAAUAUAUAUAUCCUGGUUCCACUUGGUGUUCUGUUUGUGAAGGAUUUUUUUAAGGGGACAUGAAACCCUAAAUUUUUCUUUCAUCAUUCAUAUAGAGCCUACAGGUUUAAACGCCUUUCCAAUUUACUGCUAUUAUCAAAUUAGCUCUGCUCUCUUGGUAUCUUUGGUUGAAGGAAACAGCAAUGCACUACUGGAAGCUAGCUGAAGAAAUCAGUUGAGCCAAUGACAAGAGGCAUAUAUGUACCAAUUCAAAAAAUAUAAACGAUAAAGGCAAUUAUAUGUCAAGCUCCUCUAAAACACUGUACCUGUAUUACAGUACUUAAAAUAUCUAUAAAAAAAAAUAAAAAACAUAGAGGAGCGCUCAAACAGCUAAAGACAUACAUUUUAUUACAUUUAUUACAUACAAUAUUAAAAGAGUGUGCAUUUUGUACUUAUUCACAC